Messenger RNA from Exophiala bonariae, 990 nucleotides. RefSeq lists its product as uncharacterized. The record is from RefSeq and is a predicted model, not a curated record. The coding region runs from base 1 to 990 and encodes 329 amino acids. The transcript has a single exon. Gene Ontology annotation, cellular component: fungal-type cell wall. Lineage: Eukaryota; Fungi; Ascomycota; Eurotiomycetes; Chaetothyriales; Herpotrichiellaceae. Gene Ontology annotation, biological process: fungal-type cell wall polysaccharide metabolic process.
AUGAAGUCGACUCCUGUUCUACCAAUGGCACUAUUGGUGUCAUUAAUCGGCAUAUUAUCAACAACGUCCGCCCAAGACUCCAACUCAACACACCCCAAACGAGGUCUAAUAUACAUCCAGCCAGGCAAAGGACAAGACAAAGACUACAACAACUUCGUGGGUCCCAAAUCCCCUCUUACAUGGUACUACACAUACUCACCAUGGCCAACACUAACGCAAUGGGAUGCGGAAUUCGUCCCGAUGAUCCACGGGGUCGACGACGCCACCGAGGGCGUUGACCGGAUCCUGUCCUUCCACAACGGCACUGGCACACUAGGCCAGAAUACCAUGAACCACAUUCUGACAUUCAACGAACCAGACGGCGACACUGACAGCGGCGGCAGCGACUCCUCGCCGCGCCACUCAGCCCAAGUCUACCUUGAGACCAUCGCUCCACUGCGCGAAGACCCCUAUAAUUUCCAAAUCUCGGUGCCCGCGACGACCGGCUCCCCCAAGGGCCUUGAGUGGCUACACGACUUCAACGAAUCGUGCUGGGACCAGAACCCCGACGGCGGCUGUCAAUUCGACUUCGUCGCCACGCACUGGUACGGCGACUUCGCCGGCCUGGCCUCGUGGCUCGGCUCCGUCCACGACCUGUAUCCCGAGCUGCCGAUUUGGUUGACGGAGUUCGCCAUCCCGGCGAUGGACGCCGAUGCGACGCAGGCGUUUAUGAACCAGAGUUUGCCGUUUCUCGACGAGCUGGAGUAUCUGGACCGAUAUUCGUGGUUCGGCACAUUCCGCGAGAAUCGCGCGAAUGAGUGGACUGGCGAUGGUGUUAGCAUGCUCAAUAGCAAUGGGCACCUGACCAGUCUGGGCGCUGAGUAUAUGGGUGGUCAGGCAGCUGGGUAUGAAGAGGGCCAAGGUGGUGAUCAGGGUGCUGCCUCGAGCGUUAGGUGUAGUGCCUUGUUACUCGUUGUUGGCAUUUUGAUCGCCUUCGUGGGGUUGUGGUGA